UGUUUUUCUUUGAAGGAAUUUAAGUUGUAAUGUUUAUCAAUUAGGAAAAUUAGACAAAAUUUGCAACAAAUUAUUAUUAUUGAGUGUAAAUUAUAUUUUUAUUAAUGACUAUUGCAAUAUAAAUUCUCCUCAAACUCAUAACAACACAAAACUAUCAAGGAUAUUACCACAAAAUGAUGGAAUGUGCAUAAGCUAAGAUAUAUAAUAAAUAUUAUAGUAAAUACCAGCGAGUAGGCGAGUCAUCAACACGUAAUACAAACAUAUGAGUAUACUCCGGCAAGCUUUAUGUUCAAUUGAUAGCUUCACACUUAGUUAUCAGCGCGCUUUCAACGGGUAAACUAGCAAACGAUAUUCAAACGUUGUGGCUGCAAAUUUAUAGCAGCGCAAAAAACAAUUCCACUGUACAAAUAUAACUUAAGUAACAAAAAGUGAUUUAUUAAAAGUACAAAUUCCAAACCCAACGAUAUAGUGAGUAAAGCAAUAAAGUAGCGCAAACAUGAGACCAUUCCAGGUUGGCGAUUGCACAAGAACAAUAACAGGUGGACUGAAUCGGGCAUUCGGCAAUAAGGAACCAUGGCAAGUUGCUGCCAUUACAGCAACAACAGUGCUGGGCACUGUGUGGUUAUGGACAUUCAUCAAUCAGGAUGAGAGCGUCUUCGUACGUGGCAAGCGUCAAUUCUUCCGCUUGGUCAAGAAACUGCCCGCCGUGCGUCGCAAGAUCGAUGCUGAAAUCUCGAAGGCUAAGCGCGAUUUCGAGGGUGAAAUAAGUAAAAGCUGCAGUGAUCUCAAUUGGUCACUGGAACUGCCGGCUAACGGGUUGAGCCGCCAAGAAAUUCUACAGCUGGUAGAUAAACAUUUGAAUAUUGGCCAUUAUAAUUGGCGUGAGGGACGCGUUUCGGGCGCAGUGUACGGUUUCAAGGAAGAACUGGUCGAACUGAUCACGGAGGUGUACGGCAAGACGUCAUAUACAAAUCCAUUGCAUCCCGACAUAUUCCCGGGCGUGUGCAAAAUGGAGGCCGAGGUGGUGCGCAUGGCGUGUACACUCUUCCAUGGCGAUGCAAAUAGUUGCGGCACGAUGACCACCGGCGGCACGGAGUCCAUAUUGAUGGCGUGUAAAGCAUAUCGUGAUUAUGCGCGUGAAACGCGUAAUGUGCAACGACCGAAUAUGAUUGUGCCGAAAACAGUGCAUGCGGCGUUCGACAAGGCAGCACAAUACUUCAAAAUACAUAUAAUUUAUGUAGAUGUGGAUCCGAAGUCAUUAGAAGUGGACGUGGAAGCAGUGAAGCGUGCUAUUAACUCUAAUACCAUACUGCUGGUCGGUUCAGCACCGAAUUUCCCUUACGGCACCAUCGAUGAUAUUGAAGCUAUUGCCGCUUUGGGCGUCAAAUACAAUAUACCGGUGCAUGUGGACGCUUGUCUGGGCAGUUUUGUUGUGGCGCUCACCAGAGAGGCGGGCUAUAAAAUCAAGCCUUUCGAUUUUGCCAUCAAUGGCGUCACUAGCAUCUCAGCUGAUACACACAAGUAUGGUUUUGCGCCCAAAGGUUCCUCCAUCAUACUUUACUCCGAUCAGAAGUAUCUGAAUCAUCAAUUCACCGUAACCACCGAUUGGCCUGGCGGCGUCUAUGGCUCACCCACCGUGAAUGGCUCGCGUGCCGGUGGCAUUAUUGCCGCCUGCUGGGCAACUAUGAUGAGUUUCGGCCAUGAAGGUUAUCUGGAGGCGACCAAACGCAUUGUGGACACCUCGCGUUACAUUGAGGCGGCCAUACGCAAAGUGGAUGGCGUCUACGUUUUUGGCAAACCCGCCACGUCUGUGGUCGCUAUUGGCUCUAAUGUUUUCGAUAUUUUCCGUCUGUCGGAUGCGCUCUGCAAGUUGGGUUGGAAUUUGAAUGCGUUGCAGUUUCCCUCUGGCAUACACAUUUGCGUGACGGACAUGCACACCCAACCAGGCGUUGCCGACAAGUUCAUAGCUGACUUCAAAGCGUCUGUCGCUGAAAUCAUGAAAGAUCCCGGUCAACCCGUUGCGGGUAAAAUGGCAAUUUAUGGCAUGGCUCAGGCCAUACCAGAUCGCUCAGUGGUGGGCGAUGUGACGCGUGCUUUCCUCAACAGCAUGUACUUCACACCAGCCAAGAAUUGAGUGGUGCUUCGUUGGGGAGUGCUAGUGCAUUUGUUGUUUAUUAGCAGUAUGCUUUAUAAAUGUGUGUCAAAUCGGUAGUAAAAAGUGUUGUGUAAUGAAAUUGCUCAUCUUUUUUAUAGUAAUUAUUAUUUUUUAUUUGGAAAAAUUGUACACUUUAAAUAUUUUAGUUUAUCCAAUGCCUUGGAUAUGAAAAAAUUAUUGCUCAAAAACAAAUGUUUGUUGUGCUCAUCAAAAAUAGUUCUCGCUUAAGUUAAAAAUUGCAAAUUAUUGUUACAAUUAUUGAAGCGCUUAGUUUUAAAUUUUUUAUUUUGUGAUUUAUUUGUAAAGAGUGUUGUAAAGCUGCAAAAAAUUGUGUCAAAUGCAAAGUACUUAGUAUUCUAUUUAAUAAAUAUAUAAAAUUUUCAAAUUAAGUUGAAAUUUUUUCCAUUUAAAAUAAUUAUAAUCAUUAUCAUAUUUCAAACGGGCUCAAUAUAGUUUUAUACAAGUCACAAAUUCUUCCUAAAUUUUUUUUCAUUUAAGCAUACAGAAAGAGCAUUGUUUGUGUAAAUCAGUAGCAUUUAAAAUAUUUUUUACUUAAAAAUGUUGAAAUUUAAAAUUAUAAAAUCUGAAUGUACACAUUUUUUAACUUAAUAAAUGUUGCUGUGAGUUAAAGUAUGAAAAAAACCAGUAA
Molecule: messenger RNA, 2804 nt
Organism: Zeugodacus cucurbitae (melon fly)
Lineage: Eukaryota; Metazoa; Arthropoda; Insecta; Diptera; Tephritidae
Gene: Sply
Product: sphingosine-1-phosphate lyase
Exons: 8
Coding region: 497-2134 (545 amino acids)
Biological process (GO): carboxylic acid metabolic process; sphingolipid catabolic process
Cellular component (GO): endoplasmic reticulum
Molecular function (GO): sphinganine-1-phosphate aldolase activity; pyridoxal phosphate binding
Source: RefSeq, a predicted model, not a curated record